CAGGCGCAAGCAGCGGAAAGCUUAAAGCUUCCAUGAGCAAGAUGCAGCUCUUUCUUUUUCGCUUCCCGGAAAUAGUAGCACUAAUAACGCUCUUCUUUCUUGCCCAGCCCUCAUCUUCUGUUGACUGAGGCAUGUUGAGCGAUAAUAUCUCGGGCAAAGCUGAUGUGGCAGAUAAGCAUUUUGAGAAAUCAAAUUGUUUAGUAAAGUUUAAAAUAUAAAUGAGAUACAAUGAUCCAGAACACCUCACUUGUAAAUGGCCAGACCUUGACAUCGACAGGAGACUUGUUCCAACUGGGCUUCUUCAGUCUGGAUAAUAGUAGUUCAGCGAAGGGAUACUUAGGAAUCUGGUACUGCAAUUUCACACUACAAGAAGGCAUUGUAGUAUGGAUUGCCAAUAGAAACAAGUCUGUCAACACAUCCAUGGCAUCCUUCAACCUCACUUCCGAUGGAAAUCUAAUCUUAUUUGAGGAAGACAGAAUAGUUUGGUCGACGGGAACGAGAUCCACAGGACUCAAUUCUGCACACUUGCAGCUUUUAGAAUCUGGAAACCUCGUGCUGAAGGACAGCAACUCGAUUCUAUGGGAGACCUUCGACCACCCAAGCGACAGCGACACGUAUCUCCCUGGCAUGAAGCUCGGAUUUGACUUCCAGACCAACACUUCAUGGCGGCGAGUUUCAUGGAAAAACUCCACGGAUCCUUCUCCGGGAGACUACAUCCAGAUGAUUCGUGCUCUACCUAUACCGGAUUUGGUCACGUUGAAGGGAUCCGCCAAAUACUAUCGCAGCGGCCCAAGGAACGGAUAUGAUGGGUUCGUCGGCCAUCCAUUUAUCACGAGCAGCCAGGAGGCCAACUAUUUUGUCGUCACGUUUGUUUCCAAUGAGAAUGAGACCUAUUUUAUGGCUAAUUACACAGCAUCGCCGACGCCGGUGCUGAUACGGACAAUGUUGAGGGCCAAUGGAACCUUGCAGCGUUGGUUUCUUGACAGGAGUGGCAAGAGAGAGUGGCAACUUCUGUUGUCGACUCCGGCAGACGAGUGCGAUGAGUACAAUCGCUGCGGCCGCAACAGUGUGCACCAAGAAAUACGUUGCUGUCGAGUGCCAGUGCUUGGACGGGUUCAUAAAUAUUACGGAGAACGGAAGCGAGGUUGGAUGCGAGAGGAAGAAGCCUUUGAAUUGCUCGUCGAACGAGUUUUCCAAGGUGCAGAACGUGAAGGUGCCAGACACUGAGAACGCUACACCACGAGGAAACAUGAGUCUCGAUGACUGCAAGAAUUUGUGCUUGAAUGAUUGCUCCUGCAUGGCGUAUUCGGUAAUCAGUGGAUCUUAUGGAUGCAUAACUUGGCCUGGUGAUCUGUUGGAUCUCAGAACUUUGGUCGAUGAAGGAGAUGAUUUAUACGUUCGGCUCGCAGGAGAAUUGGAUCACCCAAGAAAAAACAGCACUGGGAGAAGAAUUCUAUUUAUUGUCAUCUCUAUUGCUGCAGCACUAUUAUUUCUUUGUGCCAUUUUUAUUUACCGUCGAAGAACAAAAGCAACAAGACCAAGACGGAAACGACUUGCAAAAACAUUCGAUCACAAAGAUCAGCAUGAAAUAAGAGGUACAGAAUCUCUAUUAUUUGAUCUGGAGGCUAUUAGGAUAGCUACGGACAACUUCUCUGAUAGAAACAAGCUAGGAGAAGGAGGAUUUGGGCCUGUUUAUAAGGGAACACUGGAGAACGGAGAGCAUGUAGCAGUAAAAAGACUUUCAAGAAGCUCAGGACAAGGACUAGAUGAGUUGAAAAAUGAAGUGUUCCUGGUAGCCAAACUUCGGCACAGAAACCUAGUGAGGUUGUUGGGCUGUUGCUUGGAAUCAGAUGAGAAACUACUUGUUUACAAUUAUCUUGCUAAUACAAGCCUUGACAAGUUUUUGUUUGAUAAUUCAAAGAGAAAGCACUUGGAUUGGGCAAGAAGGUUUAAGAUCAUUGAGGGCAUAAGUCGAGGACUUCUUUAUCUUCAUGAAGAUUCACCGUUGAAGAUCAUUCAUCGGGACUUAAAAGCCAGUAACAUCUUAUUAGAUGCAAGCAUGGAUCCCAAGAUUUCAGAUUUUGGUCUUGCGAAACUUUUUGAUGCAGAUCAAACACAAGGAAACACUAAAAGAAUUGCCGGAACAUUUGGAUAUAUGGCACCAGAAUAUGGCAUUCAUGGGCUCUUCUCAGUUAAAUCAGAUGUGUAUAGCUAUGGUGUAUUAGUUUUGGAGAUCUUAAUUGGUCGGAAGAAUAGUGAUUACCAAGGAUCCGAAUAUCCAAUUGAACUUGUUACUCAUGUAGUCUGGCGCCAUUGGACUCAAGGAAGUGUCUUGCAAGUGAUUGAUCAAGAUCUAAUUGAACAAUGUCAAACUCAACAAAUAUUAAGGUGCAUACAUAUAGGGUUACUAUGUGUGCAAGAUGAUCCAAUUCAAAGACCCACCAUGGCCAAUGUUGUGCUUAUGCUCAACAAUCACUUUGUCGGCCUUCCCACACCUUUAGCACCAGCAUUUCUCAGUAAUUGUAAUACCACCAUUGAAUCAAAUGGCGUUCCAAGGAGAGAGAAUUCCAGUAGAAGAAAGGGAAUUCUAAUGAAAAUUUCUGAAAAUAAUGUCUCAAUCUCUACGUUGGAGCCUAGAUAGUAGGAAAGUUCACUUCAUGUUUAUAUAUAUAUAUAUAUAUAUAUAUAUAUAUAUAACUGAAUCUGGAUUGAAUUGCCAAUAUUAUGUUUCAAGUUUAUGCUUAUUUAUGUAAAGUUUAACUGAAUGUUCAGCUUCAGGUUUAUUCUAAAAUGUAUUCUAUCUAGUUUAUGUAGUGAUUCGCAGUUAAAAGGCCAAAAGAAACUAUUUUGCUUACUUAAACUUAUUGAGGAUCAAAUGUCUGCAUUGAAAUGCCUAGAUUGCAUAAGAAUCCAGCACAAGGAUACAUCAGGUAGCUAAGGAGUCGACCAAAAAUGAUACGGAUAUGCUUUGAUGGCUGAUGGCAAAGUAGUAAUUAGGAGAGGGAGGAGAGGUAAUAUUGUCAUUGCACUGUGUAAGGUUUUAAGGGGAAUGCAGAGAGCUUUUCUGGGAGGUGCGUUUCAGCCCGCCGCCACAGGAGCUUCUUCCUGCUCUUGCUCCUCGUCGGCGCCGACGCCGACGCCGGCCACCGCCUCCCCUCUUCCCUCUACUCUCUCUCUAUCCUUAAGCCUCUCCUCUACGUUUUUCAUGCCGCUGCCGCCAGGGGGAGGAUGCCGCCGCCAAGGACUUCUUCUUCUUGGGGACGCUCCUCGCCGAUGAGAGGCUGGGCUCCGGCUGCUCCCCUUUUCUUCUCCGGUCACUCGUCCUCCCUUCUCUCCACCUCUUGUGUCGCCGCCGUCGCACGGGAGCACGCCGCCGACUCGAGGGACCGACACCAGCAUACACAGCUGCGCUCCGACCACGCUCCUACUUGCCUCCUCGUCGCAGCGGCCAACCAUCACCGCCGAGGAGGCAUGCCCUGAUUCCCCUUCCCGCCGAGCUCGGGACGCUUCAUUUUCUUCGAGCCGCUGCACCUCUUCUUCUUCCUCCUCACGCGCCCUGCCGGUGACGACCGACGCCGGCCACAGCACCGCACUCUUCUCCCUCUCCUCCGCGCGACACCGCCACCGGGCAGAUUCGCCGUCGCUCCUCUCCUCCUAAUCGCAGCGCCGCAGCCGGCUCCUCCUCCUCUUCUCCAUGCUGCCGCAACCAAGGAGAUGGCCAGCGGCCAUCUCUCCUCUCCCUGGCCAACGCCCGGCCAGAUCCCCUAGCACCGAGCUGCCCACUAUUAUUGUUCACUGAUUUGAACGUCUUCCGGCCCCGUUGUGUGUCGGUCUUCGUACCGUUAUCUCGUUCCAGUUUCGUAUGUUGUGGUGAUGUGGCCUUCGUGCCUUGGUGAUUAUUCAGCAUCACUGAUUUAGUCGUAUUUCGCUCUUGUUGUUUUCUCGGUUUGCGUGUCGAUGUUUCAUCUCGGUCUGCGUGCCGAGCUCGUUUCUCGACCUGCGUGUCUGUCUCAUUUUCCGAUCUAUGUGUUGAUUUCAUGU
This is a messenger RNA of Zingiber officinale, 4041 nucleotides long. RefSeq names its product putative receptor-like protein kinase At4g00960. Gene Ontology annotation, molecular function: ATP binding; protein kinase activity. Gene Ontology annotation, biological process: protein phosphorylation. The record is from RefSeq and is a predicted model, not a curated record. The transcript has 9 exons. The coding region runs from base 956 to 2641 and encodes 561 amino acids. Lineage: Eukaryota; Viridiplantae; Streptophyta; Magnoliopsida; Zingiberales; Zingiberaceae.